This is a messenger RNA of Trichomonas vaginalis G3, 1002 nucleotides long. Its product is annotated as protein serine/threonine kinase protein. Gene Ontology annotation, molecular function: protein serine/threonine kinase activity; ATP binding. The record is from RefSeq and is a predicted model, not a curated record. Gene Ontology annotation, cellular component: cytoplasm. The transcript has a single exon. Gene Ontology annotation, biological process: peptidyl-serine phosphorylation; autophagy. Bases 1 to 1002 code for a protein of 333 amino acids. Lineage: Eukaryota; Parabasalia; Trichomonadida; Trichomonadidae.
AUGAAUAAGGAAUACGAAAGAGCAUGCAUCAAUGUCGAUAAGAUCAGAAUCCCCUCAGUUGUGAAGCACUACAACAUCGUGAAGACAAUUGGAAAAGGAGGUUUCUCUGUUGUUGUCCUCGGAGUUCAUCAAAAAACAGGUCAGAAAGUUGCGAUCAAAAUCAUUGAUAGAGAAGAAGUCUCCAAACAGCAGAUCUUCUGUUACUUAGAAAACGAAUUAAGGCUUAUUUCUCGGUUCGAUCAUCCAAACAUCGUUAAAGUCUACGAUAUUAUCUACGAAGAAGACAUAAUAAUGGUUGUUAUGGAAUACCUUGAAUGUGGCGAUCUCCAAAAGCUCGUAUCUCAAGGCAUUUUCUUCAACUGUCACGAGCAGAUUACAAUUGCUCUCCAAAUCUUGAGCGCACUUUCUUAUCUCCACAAAAGAGGUAUAGCUCAUAGAGAUAUCAAGCCAGAAAACAUCUUAUUUGAUAAAUAUUACAAUCCAAAACUGAUUGAUUUUGGCUUAUCUCGAGAAAACUGCAACGCUUUAAAGACAUUAUGCGGAACCACAGAUUAUUUGGCCCCAGAAGUACUUAGAAUGAAAGAGUAUGAUGGCAAGAAAGCAGAUCUUUGGUCGUUAGGUAUCGUUUUACACAUUUUAUCCUCUAAUGCAUUCCCAUUUGAUAUCACAAGUGAAAUUUCUCAUAUCAACAAGUUACAAAACAAUACUUUGAUCCUCAAUAUUUUGACACCGGGAAAAUUAGGAAUGGUUAUUAAGAGUUGUCUUGAAUUUAAUCAGAACUUGCGCCUGGAUUGUGACGAAUUGAUCAAAAUGCUCGAAGAAAGCCGUCCAAUCUUCUCUCAUGAAACAAUGAGAGAAACAAAAAUUGUGGGAUCAAAGUCAGGUCUCCCACAGUUACUUACAAGAAACAAUACUCCUAUAUUAGUCCCAAGAGCCAAGCAGCAUGAGAUUAUGCAGCUCGGAAUGGGAAGAAAGAGAAGACAUUUCUCCUCUUCAUUAUAA